AGCAGAGCUCCUUAUGCUCGCACUAAUUAUGACUGGUUCUCUGGGGUUAUAUCCCCUACGAUUGCUUCUAUACUCACGGUCUCGAGACCCGCCUUCGAAUCGUCGAUUGAGACAACGGAUACGGAUUCCAGCAGCGUUCGAUCCAGCUCCCAUAUUAUACCCCACGAUUAUGCCCGUUCUGAUUGCUAUAUCAUUGUUUUCAUCGUUUCCAAAAGCUUUGCUGCCGAACAUUCUCCUAGGACUGGCCGCAUUGCCUCCACAACUAAUACCAUUUACGAGCUCGAGCCCUGUAUACGACUCGGUCCAUUGGUUCGUCUCCAUGAUACCGCUCAUUGCCGCGGAACAUACAUCAAUACCGUCGAAGCUGUAUGCGCCGAAACCAUAUAAGCUAAAGCUACCACCACCCGAGAAGGGACUGCACCCUGAGAUACUUGCCAGCCUUUUCGCCUUGCACCAAGCGCUGCUUCCUCCUCUACAUUAUCUCACCACCACUAGCUUGCUACCCACAGAGCUACAUUUACUGUCCAUUGGAUUGAUCAAUCUCCUCCUGUUUGCUGAGUCCCCACAAGCCACCAUCCUCAAGACGCUGUUGUGGGUAGGAGGCGUAGGAGUAUUCGUGCUUUGCGGGAAGGUCCUCAAAUGGGGUGUGGCUUUGGCCCGUAUCCCAAAGUGGAGAUUCCGGCGCGCAGGACAGAUCAUCAAAGCUCGACAGUCAUUCUUACAGGUGCUGAACGAGAGCCUGAGGGCCAGGAGAUCCACGAGUGUCGGUGGGCGAAUUCUAUCUGAUAGCGAUGCGGACGAGGACAGCCCGAUGAUCAAGACUCCCCUGAAGAAGACGAAGAGCUUGAAAGUGAAUGUCCUGGAUGCUUUACGCCAUAAUGCGCCAGUUGCCAACGGUGAUGCCGUUCAUUCAGCCGUAGAACCUAAGAAGACCAUGUUCGAAGGAAUCGAAGACAAGGUGGACAGUUCUGUUCUGCCACCGAGAAGAAAUACACUUCCGAGUCUGCGCGCAGGCGACCACAUCCCAAAACACCAAUCCCACCGGCGUCGUUCGAAGUCGAUAGCCCAAUCCUUUCUCAACCUCACACCAACCCAAGCCAUGCUGCGGAAAUGGAUCUACGCAUGCUAUUUUUACGUGGUCGUAAUCGUCAUGAUCCUCGGCCCCAUCCGCUACCUCAUUGGCAAGACAGGAACUCAAGGCCACGAGCCUUUCGGUUGGGCGAUAGGCUACCUGCUAGGAAACCAGCAAAAGCUCCGAUUCAGUAUCAUCGACUGGAACCUCGACUCCUGGAUCGCGCUCCCACCCAUGCUCGACCGAACCUCCAUCCCCUCACCACCGACCCACGGCCUCGCAGACCAUCUGCGCCACUUCGUCCUCGGCGAAGCCAACGUCCGCCUCCUCCUAUGCCUAUACUGCGUGACCAUCAUCCUCAUCGGUCUCAUCGUCGUCCUCCGCCUAAGCUCCGUUGUAGAAGUCGACACGCGCCGCAAAGUCUUCCACGGAAUGAUGGUCGCCAUGCUCCUUCCCACCAUCUUCAUCGACCCGUCUUUCGUGGCCCUCGCCCUCAUCCUCGUCCUCGCCAUCUUCCUCCUUCUCGACCUCAUCCGCGCCUCCCAGCUCCCACCGUUAUCCCGCCCCCUCGCCACCUUCCUAACCCCCUACGUCGACGGCCGCGACCUCCGCGGCCCCGUCGUCGUCUCGCACAUCUUCCUCCUAAUCGGCUGUGCGAUUCCCCUCUGGCUCAGUCUCGCGGGGACCGACCGCGCCGGCGAAGACCCCUGGACGGGAUGGGAGGUCGCCGGCCGCGACGUCAGCAUGAUCGCAGGCGUGGUCUGCGUGGGGAUGGGCGACGCAGCGGCCUCGCUCAUCGGCCGAAGGUACGGGCGCAGGAAGUGGCUCUGGGCUGGCGGAAAGAGCCUGGAGGGGAGCGUUGCGUUCGCGGUGGCCGUGACGGUGGGUCUUGUGUUCGGCAAGGUGUGGUUGGUGGUUGGGCAGUGGGAUGAUUUGAACGCUGCAUCUUCUGCCUCUUCUGCUGAUCUCUGGUCAAUGUCCUCGUUGCGUGCGAAGGCUGUAGAGUGGGGUGUCGUGGUGAUGAAGGCUGCGAUAUGUGCGGCUGGGGCCAGUCUCAACGAGGCUGUCCUCACGGGCGGAAACGAUAAUGUCAUUGUGCCCGUGGUACUCUGGUUACUGGUCAGGGGCAUGCGGCUUUGAGAGUGCUUGCUGUCUGCUUUGCAGCGCCUCUUUCUUUCGGCCCGCUUCUGCAUAUGUGCACACUUCACAAUUUCUAUUGCCUCAUAGUAGUCUAAUUUCGAUUCGAAAGACAUAUAUAUCUAGGGAAAAAGGCUUGAGGUCAUUGUGGUUUCUCAAAACAAAAGGCAGAGGGGAUAUUAUUGCAUUGCGAGGGUUUACGUAGCGUGUGUUAUCAUUGUAUUCGAACAUAGCCAUAUCUUUCCAUAUUUCCAAUAUGACAUCGAUAAUGAACAUCAA
Aaosphaeria arxii CBS 175.79 is the source of this 2488-nucleotide messenger RNA. RefSeq lists its product as uncharacterized. Gene Ontology annotation, cellular component: endoplasmic reticulum membrane. Gene Ontology annotation, biological process: dolichyl monophosphate biosynthetic process. The coding region runs from base 29 to 2212 and encodes 727 amino acids. Lineage: Eukaryota; Fungi; Ascomycota; Dothideomycetes; Pleosporales. The record is from RefSeq and is a predicted model, not a curated record. Gene Ontology annotation, molecular function: dolichol kinase activity. The transcript has a single exon.